Molecule: messenger RNA, 1862 nt
Organism: Solanum pennellii
Lineage: Eukaryota; Viridiplantae; Streptophyta; Magnoliopsida; Solanales; Solanaceae
Product: protein SHORT-ROOT-like
Exons: 1
Coding region: 134-1489 (451 amino acids)
Biological process (GO): regulation of DNA-templated transcription
Cellular component (GO): nucleus
Molecular function (GO): sequence-specific DNA binding; DNA-binding transcription factor activity
Source: RefSeq, a predicted model, not a curated record
UAUUUCUAGAAAGCUAGUCUAUUAAGGCCUUGUAAAAGCUUCUUUCUAUUUUGUUUACUCCUUUCUUAUGGCUUUAGCUUUAAACCUGCAAAAGUGCUUUGUUAGAGCCUCUACCAAGAGGGCUCCAUAACACAUGGAGAAAAGUCUUUUGUUUACCAAACCUACAAAUUAUAAAAAUUAUUUGAUAGCAAACAAGUAUGUUCAUCAACAUCAUCAUAUUCAUUUGAUAAACAUGCAAAACCCUAAUUAUCAUGAGAAUUCAUCAUCAUCAAGAAGUGAAUCACCGGAAGGCAUUGAGCCUGUUUCCGAUGCCAAGUGGGCUCCUAAGCUUCUCCAUGAGUGUGCUACCGCGAUUUCUAAUAAGGAUUCAACAAAGAUCCAUCACUUGUUAUGGAUGUUGAAUGAACUUGCUUCUCCCUAUGGUGAUUGCAAUCAAAAAUUGGCAUUUUAUUUCUUACAAGCCCUUUUUUGUAAGGCUACGGAUACUGGCUUAAGGUGUUACAAAACCCUAACUUCAGCAGCUGAAAAAAGCAAAUCAUUUGAUUCAUCUAGGAAAUUGAUCUUAAAGUUUCAAGAGGUAAGUCCAUGGACAACUUUUGGUCAUGUUGCAUCAAAUGGUGCAAUAUUAGAAGCAUUAGAUGGAGAGAAUAAGCUUCAUAUAAUUGAUAUAAGUAACACUUUUUGUACACAAUGGCCUACUUUGCUUGAAGCCUUAGCUACACGAAACGAUGAAACGCCACAUCUUAAGCUCACGGUUGUGGUCAUGGAGAGCACCCUAGUGAAGUCUCAUGUUAUGAAAGAAGUAGCACAAAGGAUGGAGAAAUUUGCUAGGUUAAUGGGAGUGCCUUUUGAGUUUAAUGUUAUAAGUGGAUUGAACCAUUUGAAAGAACUCACAAAAGAGAGUUUGAAUAUAAAAGAAGAGGAAGCAUUGGCUGUGAAUUGCAUUGGAGCAUUGAGAAGAGUUGAAGUAGAUGAAAGGGGAGCCUUUAUAAGAAUGAUUCAAUCACUUAACCCUAAAGUUGUGACAAUAGUAGAACAUGAGGCUGAUUUUUCUAGCACAAGGAAUGACUUUGUUAAGUGCUUUGAAGAAUGUCUUAGGUUCUACACAUUGUAUUUUGAGAUGCUUGAUGAAAGCUUUCCAACAACAAGCAACGAAAGGCUAGUGAUCGAAAGGGAAUGUUCUAAAUGCAUAGUUAAGGUUUUGGCUUGUGAUAGUGAGAUUGGUGAUGAUCAAGGAUAUAGUGAAAGAAGAGAAAGAGGAAAUCAAUGGUGUGAAAGACUUAAGGAAUGGUUUACCCCAUUUACACUAAAUGAUGAUGCUGUUGAUGAUGUUAAGGCUUUGCUCAAGAGGUAUAAAGCUGGAUGGUCACUUGUCCUACCACAAGCAAAUCAAGAGUCACCUGGAAUUUACUUGACAUGGAGAGAAGAACAAGUGGUAUGGGCUUCCUCAUGGAAACCCCAGGAAAAAUCAAUGGAGGUAGAGACAUGAUCAAUGAAGAUUCAUAUAGCUGAACAAGACGUGUGUGAUGAUUAUAUUACUGAAGAUUCAUAUAGUUGAACUGGACGUGCAUGGGAUUAAAGCAUAGUAAUCAUAUAUUGUCAUAUGCUUAUUUAGCUUACAACAAGCUAAAGCUUGAUAGCAUUUAGUUUUUUUUUCUCUAUAUUUUGGGAGCCAACAACAUAGAUAAGCAAGAGGUUGAUCUUUUUUUGCUUUAAUUUGUUUUCUUUUCCUUUUCAAGUCUUCUUUUCUUAUGGAUCUUGCAAACAUAUAGGACUAGUAUUACUAGAUUAUAUUGUUAAUUUAAUUUGUAUUAUAAUGCUUUGUGUUUGGGAGUUUGUAUUGCUUUUUAUUCGUUUGCUUA